UUCUUGCCAUUUCCCCCCUUUACCCUUUUUUCUACCUUUUUAGGGUUUUUAGCUCUCAAUUUUUCCCUUUUAUGCUUCAAUUCAUCCAUCUUCCUACUUGAUUCUCCAGGUACGGAGCUUAAGUUCGGCAGGGAUCAAAAAUGAAAGAAAAGGACGGAAUUCUGUGUCGAAAAGGCAUUUGCACUCUCGUAGUACAACGUUCUUGAAGCUUCAGUGGCUUUUUGGUCCUUAGGACAGUUUUGACUAAAUACUUCAUGAAAAUCUGAGGUUAAUUACCAGAAGUUGUAGCUUAGUCGCAUUUACCGAUGGAUGACGGCGGGCAUCGUGAAAACGGGCGGCAAAAGCAACCACAGGGUCAAUGGUUAAUGCAGCACCAGCCUUCGAUGAAGCAGAUAAUGACGAUCAUGGCUGAACGGGAUGCCGCCAUUCAAGAACGGAACUUAGCGAUGUCGGAGAAAAAGACUGCCCUGGCCGAGCGGGAUAUGGCGCUCCUCCAACGGGAUUCAGCGGUUGCAGAACGGAAUAGCGCCAUUAUGGAACGGGAUAACGCCAUCGCCACUCUGCAGUACAGAGAGAACUCUAUGAACAGUGGCAAUAAUACGUCUUCUUCAUGCCCGCCAGGAUGUCAAAUCUCGCGGAACGUAAAACACGUACACCACCCACAGCAAUACCAACAAGAAGAAAUGGGUGGUGGCGGAGGCAGUGGUGGUCGUGGCGUUGAUCCGCUUCCAGUAUCUCCAGCAGCACCAGAGCCUGCCAAGUCCAGGCGGACAAAACGCACAAAGGACAUGAAAUCAGUAACCGAUAAGAAGACAUCAAGAGCAUCUAGAAAGGUGAAACUGGAAUGUGAUGAUCUGAAUAAGGCCAUGUAUGAAGACACCCAUGACUGGAGCGGUGGCGGCGGCGGUGAUAGCGGUGGUGGUGUCGAUGAUCUCAACCAUGAACUGAAGCCAGAAUGGAAGGAUCAAGAUCUUGGGUUGAACCAAGUUGCGUUCGAUGAUUCAUCUAUGCCCAUACCGGUUUGCUCAUGCACCGGAGUUUUUAGGGCGUGUUACAAGUGGGGAAACGGUGGCUGGCAAUCAUCGUGCUGUACAACAACUAUGUCGAUGUACCCACUUCCUUCACUUCCUAAUAAACGACAUGCUCGGGUUGGUGGUAGAAAGAUGAGUGGAAAUGUAUUCAAUAAGCUCAUAAAUCGACUUGCUGCAGAAGGCCAUGAUCUGUCGAAUCCGGUUGAUCUGAAGGAGCAUUGGGCCAAGCACGGAACGAAUCGAUAUAUCACCAUCAAGUAAAUGUGAAUGUGUUGUAGAUUGUUGUUUGGAACAUGAUUGAACAAAAAUGGAGGGUUUUUAAGCAUUCAGAUUUGAAGAUCUUGAAAGCAUCUGUGUAUUUAGAGAUCUGAAUCUAGACUUGAAACUUUGCAUUAAUGGAAGAUUUUAGCAUUUUGGA
Cynara cardunculus var. scolymus (artichoke) is the source of this 1449-nucleotide messenger RNA. RefSeq names its product protein BASIC PENTACYSTEINE6. The record is from RefSeq and is a predicted model, not a curated record. Gene Ontology annotation, biological process: response to ethylene. NCBI's taxonomy places the organism in Eukaryota, Viridiplantae, Streptophyta, Magnoliopsida, Asterales, Asteraceae. Gene Ontology annotation, cellular component: nucleus. Gene Ontology annotation, molecular function: sequence-specific DNA binding; DNA-binding transcription factor activity. The coding region runs from base 306 to 1292 and encodes 328 amino acids. The transcript is spliced from 3 exons.